AUGGUCUCCUUUAGUGUAGUCACCCUUACCCUCUUGAUCACCUUCCUUCUGCAGCCUUUCCUUCUCAUAAAAUCCGAUGAAGAUCUCAUCAGAAAGCUAUGCAGCAAAACAGAAGAACCAGUCAUUUGUAGAGACUGUCUCAACUCUGAUCCCAAUAGCAAGCCUGCUGAUUCCCAUGCACUUGCACUCAUAGCCAUUAACUGUGCACAAACGGAUACUUCCAAGAUGUUCCAUGAUGUCUUCAAACUUUACAAUGAGACUCCAGACAAAACCCAGUUGAAGGAAUUCCUCAACGAAUGUUCGUGGAGAACGACAGAUGCAGCCGGAAACUUUGAUGCUGUUCUUCGUUAUGCUGCAGCUUUGGAUCAUGAUUCAGCCAAGACUGUUGUCAAUGAAAACAUUCUUCCACAGGUGAAUUACUGCAUAAAACAGUUUGAUGAUCAAGCUCCGACAUUGCCGGUGCCAGAGGAAGUCUUAGCUGGAACUAUAGCGGUGAACCAAGACUGCAAGAUUGUGCUGGGGAUUCUGAACAGUAUUUGA
This is a messenger RNA of Ziziphus jujuba (common jujube), 540 nucleotides long. RefSeq lists its product as uncharacterized. Gene Ontology annotation, biological process: negative regulation of catalytic activity. The transcript has a single exon. Lineage: Eukaryota; Viridiplantae; Streptophyta; Magnoliopsida; Rosales; Rhamnaceae. Gene Ontology annotation, molecular function: pectinesterase inhibitor activity. The record is from RefSeq and is a predicted model, not a curated record. Bases 1 to 540 code for a protein of 179 amino acids.